Molecule: messenger RNA, 1264 nt
Organism: Hypoxylon fragiforme
Lineage: Eukaryota; Fungi; Ascomycota; Sordariomycetes; Xylariales; Hypoxylaceae
Exons: 1
Coding region: 434-688 (84 amino acids)
Source: RefSeq, a predicted model, not a curated record
AUCCAUACCCGUAAACGGGCUUGUCAGCCGGGCCGGUGGAUAGCCCGCGCCUGUAUAGCAGUCUAACCUAUGUAGUGGAAAACGCCUGCGUACGACGACGUACAUCAAUGAUAGACCUAGCUAACAUACCCAGUCCCUAAUUCAACUACAGAAGAUCGAUGCCGUUCGUAGAAGGAAUGCCGAUCUAACAGUCGCCAUCCGUUCGGAAGUUUUAGCACGGCGGGGACCGUGAAUAACUGAAGCCGUUGCGGACCAGUUUGCUCUUGAUUUCUUUUUAGUGCAAAUAUUUACGAAGGUAAUCAUACAAAACUACGAGCAAGCAGUGUGUAUCCUUUCCCCCUUUUCCCACACAUAUCCACAAUUCAUACCAUCCCAAUCAAACAUAGAUAUCUUGGUGCUUUAGCUUUGCUUUAAUGGCCUUGCCUUCUACAGUAUGCACAUCUUACUAUGUAAAGUACAUACACUUUUGCUAUACCUUGUCACUCAUCACACAAUCGUCGCGAUCUCCGCCGCACUGACGUCUGCUUUCUCCGGUUUCAUCUCAUCCCGCCCCCCCCCCAACUACACUAGACUGCUAGAAGACCGCUGCACGGUUGCUUCGAGACGCCACGCAUGCAAUACCCGACUUCUAGAGCCAAUCUACCGUAGCACGCUCAACUUCGGGUAUCUCGGCUCGCCGGUUCCGUAACACAACAUACUCUCUAGAGUCUCUACCUGGCAGGCUCACCAGCCUACUUAGUACUAGGCAGGCGAUUCACUUAUUUAUAGCGUGGUUUUCUUUGCCGACUUCUCAAGCGCGGAGAGCGAAGGGAAUGUAUGUGCAGUUAGACGUUUUUCUUCUUUUUCCUUUAAAGCGAACGAUGUCGCGAAUAAUGUUUUGAAUGGAUAGGAUUCGUUUAUGCCCGUGUGCAAGCACCUUCCCCCAAGUCCACCGCGCUACUGUGCCUGCUUCUCCUCGAUUCUCGCCGCUGCAGACAAGACAUGCAUGUCCCAAUCCUGAUCUUGCCAACUUACUACAUACAUACUACAUACAUACGUCUUAGACGAAGCGGGUCUUGCGUCCUCACGUGUGUGUUGCCGUCAUGCUAUCUCACCUACCACGAAAGUACCUAUAACUAGAUACCUACAUGUAUUGUAACAACAUUGAACAUUGAAGGCGUCUCGUAUACGUGAGGUUUGUGUGCCUACGUAACCGCCUGUGUUACUAAGUUUACCAAGCUUACCUGGAAGGUAACGAAUACUAUUUACCUAUCGUAGUGCCACA